GAGGUUAAACAGACUUUGCUAGUUAAUAGUUAUUGAGUCAUCGCCACCCAUCACUCUCCUCUCCAGUUCUUACUGAUAUAUAUAUCCUUCCAAGUCGAAUCAAGCCAAGCAAAGCCUGGAUCUUUAUCAGGUGAACAAGAAAAAAAAAACCCAGUUGGUAUUGUCAUAGCUUCAUUGGAUUUUGGAGGUCUAUAGAUCAUGAAGUUAUAGAGAAACUUCGUUUCUGGGGUUUUCCCUACAAAUAUGUCCUGUUUUCAGGUGUGCUUGAAGAACAUAGAAGGGGUUGGUCAACAAUUUUUUUUAAUAUGAUAGACUCAAAUUCUCAAUGGCAAAGAAGAGCUGCUGGUUUGGUUGGGUGAAGAAGCUCUUUGAUUCUGAGGCGAAAUCGAAGAGAGAAAAGAGAUCAAAGAAGUGGAGAUGGGUGAUUGGGAUGUUUAAUAAGAUCAGACAACAGCCUGCACUUGCUGCACCACAGACAACAUUAAGUGAAGCAACAGAAGAGCAGAGAAAGCAUGCUCUGAUAGUCGCCAUUGCUACCGCAGCUGCAGCUGAUGCUGCUGUUGCUGCUGCUCAAGCUGCUGCUGAGGUUGUUCGGCUUACAGCGGCUUCUCAAUCACACAAUCAUUUCACAAAGGCGGAUCAAAACUCGGCUGCUGUUAAGAUACAGAGCGCUUUCCGUGCAUAUCUUGCAAGAAAAGCUCUGCGAGCAUUGAAGGGACUGGUGAGGCUUCAAGCCAUUGUUCGUGGCCAAAAUGCGCGUCGAGAAGCUGCCAUGCUAAGGUGUUUGCUGCCCUACAAACAAUUUCCACUGAAAAUACAAGUAAACAGGACUUCAAUUGAUGGUGGAAAUUACAAAGAUGGUGAAAAGAAAAUUUUCCAUUGGCCAAAAGAAGACUUGGGAGAGAAGGAAAUCAAGGUUGAAUACAACACUGGACGAGACUGGGAUUGCAGCUCGCUUUUGAAGGAAGAUAAGGAAGCCAUGUGGUUGAGAAGGCAAGAAGCCACUUGCAAACGAGAGCGAAUGAUGAAAUACUCAUUCUCCAGCCGGGAAAGGAGAAACACUCAAAUGCUUGAAGAAUCAUCGGCCAGGAUGGGAAGUUGCAGAAAAAGCUGGUGGCCAUAUCAAUGUACACAUGUUGAAGGACAAGACAGGGAAGCAUCAGGGAUUUUGAAACAAACUGUUAGUUCGAAUCUGAUUACCAGUGAGAUAUUUGACACCGCACAGGUUAAACUGAGGAAUACACAAAAACAAGACUCCAUCGAAGGACUACAUUCACCUCAUUCAUUUCCGAGAAGAUCAUUUUGUCGCACGCAAAGGAAUAUAGCUGAAGAUGAUGCCAGUUCGAUCCCAAAUUCUCCAGUAUUCCCAACUUAUUUGGCUGCAACAGAAUCUGCUCUGGCAAAGGCAAGGUCAAGUAGCACACCUCGUCAACGAGUAAGAUUGCUGGAUGCUUAUGUUAAAAACAGCUUGCCACAUAAAGAUGAACUCUCUUAUUGGUCUUCCAUUAAUGGUGAAUCCUUUAGCACCGACACACACAGUCGUUCUUCUACGCAGGUGAUUCUGUAGACAAGAACUUUCAUUACUCAAAUCGAAAGAUAUCCUCUCUGGUACUCGACAUGAAUUCCCGUAUUCAAGUUGAAGUAGUGGCUUAAGUUCUUCGCUGAUGAGGUUUUGAGAAACAUGAAGCUUGAUUCAAAAACCAGAGACAAGAAGAAAUCUCUGAGAGGAUGACAUUGCAGUAUAUAAAUCUUGUUUCUUUGUGGGUUUUUUUUUUUUUGGUUUCUUUAUGUUUUCUUUUACACAGAGUGUGAAGGCUUGAAGUAUUCUCUUCUUUGCUGCAUAGGUUAUUAUGUGCAGAAAAAUUUAAGUUGGAUAAUGUGCAAUGAAAGGUUUGUUUUGUGUUGGGAAACU
This is a messenger RNA of Tripterygium wilfordii, 1912 nucleotides long. RefSeq names its product protein IQ-DOMAIN 14. Lineage: Eukaryota; Viridiplantae; Streptophyta; Magnoliopsida; Celastrales; Celastraceae. Bases 326 to 1567 code for a protein of 413 amino acids. The transcript is spliced from 6 exons. Gene Ontology annotation, molecular function: protein binding. The record is from RefSeq and is a predicted model, not a curated record.